GUGCGCAUGCGCAGCCAGACGUGGCAGCAGCAUCAUGGCUUCUUGGAUUCGAUACGGCAGACGCAGGAGAGAACUUGAAAUGUAUAUAUUCUUAUGUGUGGUUGUGGUGGUGUCCACACUGCAGGCAGUGAAAGUGUCCCCAUUAAUAGAGAGAAUCAGUGACCAUAAGGAAUUCAAAAAGCUGCUCAGGACCAGAACCAAUGUCCUUGUGCUUUACACUAAGUCAGCUACAUCUGGAGAUGUUCAUAUGAAGCUGCUGUCUGAUGUAGCCCAAGCAGUCAAAGGCCAAGGGACCAUCGCCUGGGUGAACUGUGGGGAUUCUGAGGGUCGCAAACUCUGUAAGAAGGUGAAAGUGGAUCCAAGUUCAAAGACAGCUGGAUUUGAAAUCCUUCAUUAUAAAGAUGGGACCUUUCAUACAGAAUACAACAGACCAGCCACAUUGAAGUCCAUGGUGGCAUUCCUGAAGGACCCCACAGGUGCUCCUUUAUGGGAGGAGAACCCUGAAGCUAAAGACGUUGUUCACAUCGAGACAGAGAGAGACUUUAAGAAGCUGCUGAAAAGAGAAGAGAAACCCAUCCUCAUGAUGUUUUAUGCCCCCUGGUGCGGUGUGUGUAAGAGGAUGCAGCCCAUCUUCCAACACGCUGCCACAGAGACAAAAGGGAAAUAUGUAUUGGCAGGGAUGAACGUUCACCCAGCAGAGUUUGAUGGACUUAAGCAGGAGUUUGAUGUCAAAGGCUACCCAACCUUCUGCUACUUUGAGAAGGGAAAGUUCUUGCAUCACUAUGAGAACUAUGGAGCCACAGCCAAGGACAUUGCCGACUGGCUUAAAAACCCACAGCCUCCUCAGCCCAAGACCCCCGAGGUACCGUGGUCAGAUUCGGACUCGGCCGUCUUUCAUCUGACGGACGAGUCCUUUGACACGUUUCUGGAAGAACAUCCGUCAGUCCUUGUUAUGUUUUAUGCUCCCUGGUGCGGCCAUUGUAAAAAGAUGAAGCCUGAAUACGAUGAAGCGGCUGAAAUCCUCAACAAAGAGACAGAUAGUCCAGGUGUAUUAGCAGCAGUGGACGCCACCAUCCAUAAAUCUGUGGCUGAGCGCUUUAAGAUCUCAGGCUUCCCUACUGUGAAGUACUUUGAGAAAGGAGAGGAGAAGUACACACUAGCACAGCUGCGGACCAAAGACAAGAUCAUCGAGUGGCUGCAGAAUCCACAGGCCCCCCCUCCUCCUGAGCAAUCAUGGGAGGAGAAGCCAUCUAGUGUGAGUCACCUCAGGGCUGAGGACUUCAGGGAGGCUCUCAAGAAGAAGAAGCAUGCCCUGGUCAUGUUCUACGCUCCCUGGUGCCCGCACUGUAAGAAUGCCGUCCCCCACUUCAUGACAGCUGCUGAGAAAUUCAAAGAGGACCGCAAGAUUGUGUAUGCUGCUGUGGAUUGCACCAAAGGCCAAAACCAUGAGCUGUGUAAGCAGGAGGGUGUAGAAGGCUAUCCAACCUUUAACUACUACAAUUAUGGCAAAUUCAGUGAGAAAUACAAUGGAGAGAGAGGGGAGGCUGGCUUCACCGGUUUCAUGCGAAGCCUAAGAGGGCGGGACCAAGAGAAAGUGGGAAAGCGAAAAGAGGAGCUCUAAGAAUGUGGGUGUGGCUAUAAACAGGGGAGGAGCCUGUCAUUGCACUGUGACUGGGCAGGGACUUUCUAGCACUGAUGCCACACAUAUGAAAACCUCAACUUAAAGAGAGGAUAUUUUUAUACAGCCUUAUGUUUGUAAUACUAAUGUUCAGCCACAAGACCACUCGAGACAUGGCUUUGUUUUUUCGUAGACAUUUUGUGACAAGGACAAUUGCUCCCAAAUACUGUGACAGUUCAUCAAACUACAUCUUAAAUCUAUGCAAUACUGAAAACUCACUCUACAGCUCUUCUGGGUGAAGCGGACACUUCAACUACUUUACAUCAGUCACCCAAAGCUCUCCUUAACACUGACCGUCUCCCUUAUUAUUGCCGUUCCCACCUUUGUAAAGAGGACCCAUAAUGUAUACAAUCACGUUUGAGUAUUUUUGUACAAAAAAAGUCAUCCUGGACAAGAAAGACAAUAGAAGAAAAGAUAAAUGUAGCUCAAAUUUGUGGCCUUAAAUGUUUGAAUAUGUUUUAUUCAAAUGGUGCAGUGCACCCAGGAUUAUUUUCAGAGAUUUAGUGGGGCCAAAAUACAACAGAGCUUAUGAGAAAUUUUGUGUUGAAGCGAAUAGCUUUUUUUGUUCAUUGUGUUACGUGUGAUUUGAUUUGUCAGCUGUGGAGGGAAAAAAAAUCUAAAAUUAUAAUAUAGCACUGAAGGACAAACUGAGCCCCAACUUAGUGGUUGUAUUUGAUGUAUUUUAGUUCUUUUUUUUAAUCCCCCAUAAUCAAUUUCCAUACUUUCACUUAAAUAUCAAAUAGCCAAGAGCUCUAUUAAAAAUGGUUAAACACUGCAGUGCAGACCCAAAGUGAAUCCGUGUCAUGCAUACUAAACUGAAACUGACUUUCAGAUAUUCUGAUUAGUGCAGGAACCAUUUAAAGCCUGAGAAUGAGGGAUUACAAAAGUUUCUUUUGUUAGUCUGGUCAAGGCAGUUGUCUGAUUAAUUAAGUCAAGUUUCACAGUGAUUUGGACUGAUGUAAGGGCAUUUAAUAUUAACAUUUUACCGACGGUCCUCUCUUCUUCUUCUUUUCUAAAUUGGUCAUUUAUCUUGACAAAAAGAGCAAGUUAAAUUGAAUGACUGCCUUCAUGUCAUAUUAUGCAACACUUAUGUAAUAUUCGUUGUAUACCUUUUUAAUAAGAAAUUAUUUUAACUACUUUUCUUCUUGAUUUUCCCUUAUACAGAACAAGCAAACGGAGUUUUGUAUCAGUGAAAGAAAAGAGAAAGCUUUUUUUGAAAUGUGGUUUAAGUGGUGCUUGAGUGCACUCUUUCAUCUCACCAAUGUGGUAGUGGCUGUUUGAGAAGCACUCUUAUUCAUCCAUCAUACCAGACUCAUUGCUUUGUACCAUUAUAUUCUCUGAGGCAACUUGGCUACUGUGUUGGGAACUCCCUGAUCAAGGCAGUAUACAUAUUGAAUGAGCUUAUCUGUAGCGAAACAUGUUUGAUUAUUCAAGAAAUAUAGAUUCUUUUCAUUCUGAAUAAAGUUCUCAGGGAUAGCAAAACACAUUUUAGCUGGGUACUUGGAGCUUGUGUUACUGAAUUCUGAAUUGUUUACAUUUGUCUGUGGGAGAUUGUGUGUUUAUGACAGGAUUCAGUUUGAAAUGUGCUGGCAAAUUAUGGCAGAAAGUAUGAACGCCAUUGAGCCAAGAAAAGCUCCGAAAAAAUCAGAAGGGUCACAAGUGCUACAUUUAUAUCACGCAGCCAAUCGAGCUUAUUGCAGCUUUAGCCACAGGAAGGUAAAGAUGGCGUGUUUCAACUUUGUUGCCAAUACUUAAGCCUUUUGUUUGUUUGUUUUAACUUUUUUGUUACUUAUGAAUCAAUAGAAGGGAAUCAUCAAAAUAAUGCUUACUGUAUCUCUCAUGCUAUAAAAUAUUAGCCAGUAUGAGUUUUCUCUCAUUUUGUGGUCCAGAAAUUGUACCUCAGCAUUUUUCUGUUGAAGGAAAUCCUGCUUUGUCUUAUCCCAAAGGUCUCCAUGUCACAUUGAUGCCAAGAAGUCACUUUCACCUGUAUUUGAUUUAUGCACCUAGCCAUAUGUACAGUUUUGGCCCAGUGGAUAAACACAAUGCAAAAUAAAAAGGCGUACAUUUCCAAGAA
Messenger RNA from Neoarius graeffei (lesser salmon catfish), 3752 nucleotides. It is a transcript of the gene pdia5, whose product is annotated as protein disulfide isomerase family A, member 5. Lineage: Eukaryota; Metazoa; Chordata; Actinopteri; Siluriformes; Ariidae. Bases 35 to 1621 code for a protein of 528 amino acids. Gene Ontology annotation, molecular function: protein disulfide isomerase activity. Gene Ontology annotation, biological process: protein folding. The record is from RefSeq and is a predicted model, not a curated record. Gene Ontology annotation, cellular component: endoplasmic reticulum. The transcript has 17 exons.